This is a messenger RNA of Talaromyces stipitatus ATCC 10500, 1605 nucleotides long. RefSeq names its product ZIP metal ion transporter, putative. Gene Ontology annotation, biological process: zinc ion transmembrane transport. The coding region runs from base 1 to 1605 and encodes 534 amino acids. Gene Ontology annotation, molecular function: zinc ion transmembrane transporter activity. Lineage: Eukaryota; Fungi; Ascomycota; Eurotiomycetes; Eurotiales; Trichocomaceae. The transcript is spliced from 4 exons. The record is from RefSeq and is a predicted model, not a curated record. Gene Ontology annotation, cellular component: membrane.
AUGGUGCUCGAUGCAAAUGAUAACCGGGGAUGGAUUAUGAGCGGUGUUGCCGGUAUAGCUUGCGUUAUCGGCGCCAGCAUCAUCUGCGUGGACAUUAUACUACGGUCAUGUUUUCGAAUACGCAAUUUCGAUAUUACUACCAAUACUACCUUUCUUUCCUCAUCCAUGGGCCUGAGUGCCGGAGUGAUGGUCACUGAGAGUCUUAGGUGUUUUCGUCUUUAUAUAUAUCUCGCUCGAUCUGGACUAUCGGAUUCCGUCGCUGCCUUUGCCUUGAUCGGACUCUUCCUGGCCGGGGUCGUUGUCAUCAGCAUCUUCUCCCACAUCGCACAUCGUUAUAUCCCGUCGCAUGUCGUUGACUGUACACACACUCACGAAUCACACGACCGUGAUCUAGAGCAUGGCGUCGAGGAGGAACAUCAUCAACAUCAUGAGAGAGGACACGGGUGUAGACGAGAGUACCAUGAUAUUCGCAAGGAUCCGGGCGAGAAUGAUCAGAUCACAGAAAGCAACGAGCGAACACCUCUUCUUCCCAGUCAGUGCAAUGGUAACAACAGACGGCCAAUACAAACCCUCUCGACGAAAAGCACCGGUGGACUCCAAUUCCGGACGUUGUAUCGUGACUCGGUCGGAAGGAUCCUUGGUCGACGGGUUACGCAAUUCUUGAGGCUUUCCAAAGAUGUCUGCGACGAGAAUGGGCCUUGCUAUGGUUUCUCGCAGACGUGUGGAAUUGAUUGUCGGAAAGUGCUAGGCCCUCGUAGCUAUUUUCUUUGGAUGAACGGCAGGGAGUCGGAAAACCAUACACAAGCAUCUCCAGCAGUUAGUGAGCCGCAACCAAGGAUCCGUGCAGAUGAGCCCGAUACGCCCUUGACUGUUCGCCGUGUUCCGCUCAUUUCUCAAGAACAGACUGAAACUUACCGACCGGAUAGUGAGCCGCAGGGAACUGAUUACUUCUCUCAAGACAUCCGUCGUACUGACUCUAGCUCAUCCCCAUCAUCCCAACAGGCGGAUGAAGAACGAACGGCCACAGGAAGUCAGGAAUCGGCAGGAUUUGAACCGAACUCCAAACCAUUUGAAGAUCAUCCGAGUCAUGCUUCCCCGCCGCAUCAUCAUCAUGUUCCUCAAAAUGCCUUUCUUUCAAUUGGUCUUCAGACAUCAUUGGCGAUUGCUCUACACAAACUUCCCGAAGGGUUCAUCACCUAUGCUACAAACCAUGCUAGUCCAACCUUAGGAAUGACCGUAUUCAUUGCUCUGUUCAUUCACAACAUAACCGACGGGUUUGCGCUCGCAUUGCCUCUCUUCUUAGCUAUCAGAUCGAGAGUAAAAGCCAUUUUCUGGGCAAGUCUAUUGGGAGGAAUCAGCCAACCAGCCGGUGCCGGUCUCGCAGCUCUCUGGAUCUGGUACAGCAAUCGAGGAAAAGAUAUUACCGAGGGAACUUCCUGGGGUGUAUACGGAGGCAUGUUUGCCGCAACGGCAGGCAUCAUGACUUCUGUGGGGUUCCAUUUGUUCAGUGAGGGCCUCAGCUUGACGCAUAACCCGAAUAUUUGCAUUUUUUCGGCUAUUGCAGGUAUGGGGCUGUUAGGGAUUAGCUUUGCAUUGACUGCUUGA